CUCAUUCAGUAGCCGCUACACAGCACGCGCAACUGGUACUCUCUCGGCGCAGCACUUAGCAAACGAUUUAAUUAGAUUGAUCAAGAGGGGAACUUGUAAAUUCGCCAAAAUAUGAAUCGCUGGCAAAAUCGUGUAGCCGUCGUGACCGGCGCCAGUUCGGGCAUUGGUGCGGCCUGUGCCAAGUUGAUUGUGGCUGCUGGCAUAAAAGUGGUGGGCCUGGCGCGGCGCGUACACCGCCUGGAGGAGCUUAAGCAAUCACUGCCUACCGAACAGCAACCGUUCUUCCAUUUCAGGCAGUGCGAUGUUUCGCAGGAGCAGCAGGUCAGCGAGGCCUUCGAUUGGAUCGAACAGACACUGGGUGGCACCGACAUACUCGUCAGCAAUGCGGGCAUACUGCGCGAUGGCAACCUAGUCGACAUGUCAGUUAGCGAUAUACGUGAUGUGGUCAACACCAAUUUGAUGGGCUCGAUUUAUUGUUUGCAAAAUGCGCUCAAAAGCAUGCGAAAGCGCAACUAUCCCGGUCACUUAAUUUUCAUCAACAGUACUGCCGGUCUAGCGGGCUACAAUCCGGGUAAGGACGAACCGAGCUUAAACGUCUAUACACCGACGAAGUUCGCUCUGAAUGCGGUCAAUGAGAUUUGCCGACAGGAGUUGAUCACGUUGAAGACGAAGAUCAAGACGACAAAUAUCAGCCCCGGCUGGGUGUCCACCGAAAUCGUGCCGGACGAGACGAAAGCUCAGCUAGGUGAUGUUAUACUCCAGGCCGCCGAUAUCGCCAAUGCAGUAAUCUAUGCGCUCUCCACGCCCCCGCACGCGCAAGUACAAGAGAUAACGCUGCGUGCUGUCGGCGAGUGGUUCUAAGGUAGUCGAUGAAGGAAGGGGAGUAAAAUAAUGUGCGCAAACACUCACAUAUAUAAACCUAUAUGCAUAUGUAAAUAUCAAAAUAAAUAUAUUUAGCACAUUUUUGCACAAAUUUCCAGCUCUCAUU
Molecule: messenger RNA, 988 nt
Organism: Bactrocera latifrons
Lineage: Eukaryota; Metazoa; Arthropoda; Insecta; Diptera; Tephritidae
Product: farnesol dehydrogenase
Exons: 2
Coding region: 112-861 (249 amino acids)
Source: RefSeq, a predicted model, not a curated record